Carassius auratus (goldfish) is the source of this 1344-nucleotide messenger RNA. RefSeq lists its product as uncharacterized. Lineage: Eukaryota; Metazoa; Chordata; Actinopteri; Cypriniformes; Cyprinidae. Gene Ontology annotation, molecular function: NAD+-protein-arginine ADP-ribosyltransferase activity; NAD+ poly-ADP-ribosyltransferase activity. The transcript has 5 exons. Bases 1 to 1344 code for a protein of 447 amino acids. The record is from RefSeq and is a predicted model, not a curated record.
AUGAGCGAGUACAAAGCAUCAUGCUAUGCUCUCCAACACGCAGUAAGAGCCGCCAAACACAGAUACAGGGAACGAAUAGAGUCUCAUUUCCAGCUCAAUAACUCCCAACGCAUGUGGCAGGGAUUAAGGACCAUCUGUGUCUUUGGAAAUAAAUCCUCUGCAGAGGUGAGAGCAGAUCCAUCGCUGGCUGAUGAGCUAAACUCUUUCUACGGCCACUUUGAAAACAAUCUAAGCAGCGCGAAUCUGCCGAUCAGCGCGUCAGGAAGCAGCAGUCAGAUCAGCGAUCAUCAUGCGAUCACUGUGUCAGAGGAUGAGGUUCGGAGGGCUCUAAAGCGAGUGAACGUCAGGAAAGCAGCAGGACCUGAUGGGAUUUCUUUCUUCAUGAAGGUCUUUGAGGGACUGAUUAAAAACUACAUCUGCUCCUCCAUUCCAGAUACUUUGGACCCUCUUCCAUUUGCUUAUCGCCCCAACCUUGUCCUGAAUUCUUUACUCUGCAACUGGAUUCAAGAGUUCCUCUCCGGCAGACCUCAAGUAGUGAAAUUUUGCCAGCUCACCUUCUUCAGGAAGAGACAGCAGCGGCCCUACACUUCUCUUAUGAUCAGCAGGACCCCUGUGGAGAGGUUGCUACAUGACCACAGAGAUGCAAUUGAAAAUGAGAUAUUUCCAUUGGAUAUGGCAUUGAAUUCUGUUGAUGAUCAAUAUGAUGGCUGUACAAAGGAAAUGAAAAAUCUAGUCAAGACAAUAUAUCUGGAGAAGGAAAUGUCUGAGUUUUGGCAAAAAGGUGAAAAGUAUUACAAGGCACCAGAAGAUAACUUGGCACAGAUCCAUUCUGUCGCCAUAUAUGUGUACACAAGCUCAAAUGCUACAAUGUAUCGCAAUUUCACUAAUGCUGUUUAUGCUGAUAAAGAAAAAUACAAAAAUAACGCUUUUACAUGGUAUUCUCUUCACUUUUUGUUAACAGAAGCAAUACAGAUUCUGAAGAAAAAACAACAUAAAUGCUAUUUGACUUAUCGUGGUACAAAGGUUAAAUUUGAUGGAAAUGUUCUGAACACGGAGGUUCGUUUUGGUUCGUUUGCAUCCUCAUCACUUAAUCGUAAAGUAGCAGAAGAAUUUGGAAAUGUAUCUUGUUUUGAAAUCUACACUUGUGAAGGUGCAGAUAUUGCAAAAUAUUCAAGGUAUCCCGAUGAGAGAGAGGUAUUGAUUCCUCCAUAUGAGAUGUUUAAAGUUACUGCUGUCAGGACAGGGAGUGAUCUGAAACAUCUCUGGUGUGACACUGUGUUCACUUUGAAAAGCUCAGGAACAAGAAGUGACCUGAACUGUGCAGUUUUCCAAAAGACCUGGUGA